GUCCGAGUCCGAGCAAACCACGACCAUAUCCGGCACAGCCUGUUCGCAGGUAAUCGGAAGCUCUGAGCUCUCUGAAUGUCCGAGAGCAAAUAUUUCAAGCGGAGAAUUACAUUUUAAAAUUGUACAUUUUCUAUUUCAAAUCAUUGAAAAUAACGAUGGAUAUUGAGCUUUUAACUAAGGCAGUGGAGGAUGAAUACUGUCGUCUUAAAGAAGUAAAAAAGCGGGAAGCAGACGAAGAAGUUAAGGCCAGUUUUUCUGCAAACCGAUUCAAAAUCAAAGAUCAACUUGAAAAACUUGCAGAACUCCAGAAGAAAGCAAAGGAAUAUAAAUCUGUUAGCUUUGCUCCUAUCACUGGGCACAUGCAAACUACAAGAAAGGCAUGUGUCAAGUCUGGCGGGACCUUCCCUCCUCAAUACACUUGUCUAAGAGUGCUGUAUUCUGUCUCUCCAAUUCCACCAUUUUUUACAUGGGUUUCUUUGCAACAUAACUACAUGGUUGAAGACGAAACAGUGUUACACAACAUACCAUACAUGGGGGAGGAAGUUCUCGAUCAGGAUGGCACGUUUAUUGAAGAAUUGAUUAAAAAUUAUGAUGGCAAAGUGCACAGAACUCCCGAUCAUGUAAUUGAUGAUGGUAGCUUAACGGAUGAUAUGCUGUAUGAAAUAAUCAAUAAUCUCACCAAAUCUGAGGAUAAAACUUUGAGUGGUGAAAAUUUGGAACAAAAAAGCUCUUGUAUGGUGGAGUUAAAUAGCAAUGGUAUGCCUGCAGAUGAAAUAUUUCAAGUUAUUUUAAAUCUCUGCCCUGGAAAAGGUUGGACAUUGGAAGACAUCCAAACAAGGUACAAGGAAAUAAAACAACGGUUGACUGGUGGUGGAGCCCCUCAACAAUGCACACCAAAUAUAGACAGUGAAGAGGCGCAGUCUGCUUCAAGAGAACAGACGAUGCAUUCAUUUCAUAUGCUGUUCUGCCGAAGAUGUUUCAAAUAUGAUUGCGUUCUCCACGCCUGGAAGCCACUACCAACACAAGUCAGACGCAAGAGCCCUGAUGAUCUUCAAGAGUCAAACCCUUGCGGUGAAAAUUGCUUCAUGCAUACCAAGGACAGUAAGAAGCGUCGUUCGAGCAGCGACGUCGUCUCGUGGAAUGGGGCCGAGAGCUCGCUGUAUCGUGUUCUUAAACCCAUCUAUCAAAGUAAUUUCUGCACACUUGCGAAAUUGAUCAAGACUAAGUCAUGUGAAGAGGUUUACCAGCACUCGUUGCAUGAUGGGCAGGACGAGGAUCCAGUCCCCGAGUUCGAAGAUGCGAAUCAAAAAGCAAAGAAAAAAAGAAAACACAGGCUAUGGUCCUUGCACUGCAGGAAGAUCCAGUUGAAAAAAGACAGCACAAACAAUCACGUGUACAACUAUGUACCAUGUGACCAUCCUGGACAAGCAUGUGAUCAGUCUUGCAUCUGUAUCGCCACUCAGAACUUCUGCGAAAAGUUCUGUCAAUGCAGUCCUGAUUGUCAAAACAGGUUUCCCGGGUGCCGAUGCAAAGCACAGUGCGUGACCAAGCAGUGCCCAUGCUUCCUGGCCGUGCGUGAGUGUGACCCAGAUCUCUGUCACACGUGUGGAGCGGACAACUUCUCCAGCGACGCGAUGUGUUGUAAGAAUGUCGGCUUGCAGCGUGGGGAUAGAAAGCACAUGUAUUUUGCGCCGUCAGAUGUUGCAGGCUGGGGAGUGUUCAUCAAGGAUUCCUGUCAGAAAAACGAGUUGAUUGGAGAAUAUUGUGGAGAGAUGAUAUCCCAGGACGAAGCAGACAGACGUGGAAAGGUCUACGAUAAAUACAUGUGCAGCUUUCUUUUCAAUCUAAAUAACGACCACGUGGUUGACGCAACUAGAAAAGGGAACAAGAUGCGCUUUGCAAACCACUCUAUCAAUCCUAACUGCUAUGCAAAAGUAAUGAUGGUGAACGGUGAUCAUCGUAUUGGGAUAUUUGCAAAAAGAUACAUCGAAACUGGAGAUGAACUAUUCUUUGACUACAGAUACAGCGCAAUGGAUGCUCUCAAGUUUGUGAGUAUUGAGCGAGAUGUUGACGUUGCAUUGCGAUAAAGAGAUAGAUAUUCGUAUCCUUUGAUAUGUUCGAACACAGAGCAGAUGCAUGGGGCUGACUGCAUGUGUAUGCUGUGCGAAUUCUCUCUUUUGUGCGUGGACACUGUGUGUAGUAUAGACAAUGACACCCUAAUCUAGGAAAUGUGCACCUUACGUCACAUUACGAUGGCAGACAAACCGUCUUAGAGAACAUUAGCACAGGCAUGACUGACCAGAAGCCGUAAAAUCCCAUGCGCUUUCAACGACUUUAUUAAGAUAGCGCAAAAUGAAAGGCAUUUUCGCGCGGUCCAUGCAUUCUGGUACACGUUACCUAGUCUCAAGUACAUCUGUGUGUUUGUAUAUAGAUAAUAUUCUACCAAUUUGUCGGAAGUCGCUUUUGAUAUAUUGCGAUUGUAGACAGUAUUUCUGCACUAUAAAUGUUACACAUGUAAUUAAUGGGAAAAUAAAGGCAACUUCACGCGGCUAAUUGUUAUACACGUUUCCUAGAAACUGUGAAGUGCAUCGCAUUUUUUUAUACAUAAAAUUUCUUCACGUUUACCAUAAAUGCUGGUGAUGACGUCAAUCGGCUAGGGUUCGCAGACUGUCAUUCAAUAUUUUCGAAAGUUUAUGUUCGCAUCGGUAUGAGAAUUUGACCAUAAUUGCCGCCAAUGACGUCAAUAGGCUAUAUUUCGCAGAUUGGCAUUCAAUAUUUCAGGAACUUAUAUUCACACCGUUUGUCUGGGCGUACAUAGCAUUAUGUAAGAAGUUGUAAGUGGCAAUUAUCUCAGUGUUUCUGCAAUGCUGCACAAUAUAACAACAAUAUGAGAGGUUUUCGAGGAGAGUUUAUAAAUGAAAGACCGCCUGACUUAAACCUUUCAGUGAAAAGCUGAGGUUUUUUGUCUUGUGUCUUAUUAAGGGUCAGCAAAAUGCCGACCUUAGAAAAAGGCAAUUUUCUAAGUUCAUCGGCUUAAUUAGUAAAAGUACUUAUAAACAAGCAAAAUAGGUUACAAUAGACCUUUUCAGCUUGUAUGCAAAUAAACCCCAUUUCAAAUCGCAUGGUCUGAAAUGGUCAAGUUUUAUUGGCUAUUCCAUGGUCACAACAUCUGAAAUUUGCAUGCAAGCUGAAACGCUCUCCUUUCGCUCAAAUGUCAAGUUUUACAGUUUUCAAG
Messenger RNA from Dendronephthya gigantea, 3235 nucleotides. RefSeq names its product histone-lysine N-methyltransferase E(z)-like. The coding region runs from base 156 to 2087 and encodes 643 amino acids. The record is from RefSeq and is a predicted model, not a curated record. Gene Ontology annotation, biological process: chromatin remodeling. The transcript has 19 exons. NCBI's taxonomy places the organism in Eukaryota, Metazoa, Cnidaria, Anthozoa, Malacalcyonacea, Nephtheidae. Gene Ontology annotation, molecular function: protein binding; histone methyltransferase activity.